UAACAUUAAAGGUUUUGAACGGUUAGAAGAUGCCGCUGGUGCUAAGGAAACAAAUGUUAAGGAAACAAAUGUUAAGGAAAAGUCGAGUGAGCAGAGUAAUGCUAAUUUCGGUACUGAUAAGUCAGAAAAUUCCGUAACAGAAAACGCGAAAGAAAUGAGUUUACAACAAGCGGUCAAGUUAGAAAUGAAUGAAGUUGUAAAACAUCAAGGAGAAUUAGUAACUGAUGGCGUUAAUGAAUUGUCGACAGAAGUUGUUUCAGAACAACCAAAAGAGGUAUUGAGUAACAUUAAAGGUUUUGAACGGUCAGAAGACGCCGCUGGUGCUAAGGAAACAAAUGUUAAGGAAAAGUCGAGUGAGCAGAGUAAUGCUAAUAUAGUUACUGAUAAGUCAGAAAGGUCCGUAACAGAACAAGCGAAAGAAAUGAGUUCACAACAAGCGGUCAAGUUAGAGACGAAUGAAGUUGUAAAACAGCCAGGAGAAUCAGUAACUGAUGGCGUUACCUCAUCGUCGACAGAAGUUGAUUCAGAACAACCAAAGGAGGUAUUAAGGAACAUUAAAGGUUUUGAACGGUCUGAAGAUGCCCCUGUUGCUAAGAAAAAAAACGUUGAGGAAAUGUCGAGUGAGCAGAGUAAUGCUAAUAUAGUUACUGAUAAGACAGAAAGGUCCGUCACAAAACAAGGGAAAGAAAUGAGUUCACAACAAGCGGUCAAUGUAGAGACAAAUAAAGAUAUAACACAGCUAGGAGAAUCAGUAACGGAUGGCGUUACCGCAUCGGCGACAGCAGUAGUUGCAGAACCGCCGAAAGAAGAGGAUGACAUCACAAAUCAUGUUGACCAGACAAAUGAACGGACCUUAGUCACACAACAGGCGGUGAAAAUUUCUGAACAGUCGGCCGAGUUAGGGACAAACAAAAUUGUUAAUCAGACAGGCGAAUCAGUAACCGAUGGCGUUGCGGCAAUGUCGCCAAAAGUUGUUUCAGAGCAAUCAAAAGACAUUAUUGAACAUUUGGAUGAAACGUUAUCAGAAUUUACGGCACGUUUGGCCAAACAGCAACAAAUGUCUCGCAAAGAAUUGUCGAAAAAAGGUGUAUCAGAACAGCAAACAAAGAUAGCGAGUAAGGGUAAAGGUUUUGAACAGUCCGGAGAUUCCGCUAUUGCUAAAGAAACAAACGUUAAAGGAGAGUCGACAGGGCAGAAUAAUGCUAAUACAUUGACAGAACAGUCGGAUAGGUCUGUCACAGAACAAGCAAGAGAAAUGAGUUCACAACAACCGGUCAAGGUAGAGACGAAUGAAGCAGUUAAACAGACAGGAGAAUCAGUCACGGAUGGCGUUACGUCAGAAGUUGCAGAAUCGCCGAAAGAGGUAGAUAACAAUAACAUAUGUGUUGAACAGCCAGAAGAAUCCGUUUUAACCAAUGUGACACCAGUAACAGGAGAAUCGACUGAGCAGAAGAAUGCUGACAUAGUGUCUAAACAGCCAGAAACAUUAGUCACAAAACCGUCGAAUGAAAUGACUCCAGAACAGUCGGUCGUGUUACAGACAAACUCAGUUGAUAAACAGACAGGAAAACCAAUAACUGAUGGCAUUACGGCAUCGUCGGUGGCAGUAGUUGCAGAACCGCCGAAAGAGGAAUAUGCUAUAACAAAGGAGACAUCAGUAACUGGAGAGUCGACUGAGCAAAAGAAUGCUGAUAUAGUGCCUAAACAGCCAAAUACAUUAGUAAUAGAACAUGCGAGAGAAAUGAUUUCAGAACAGUCAGUCGUGUUAAAGACGAAUGAAUGUGUAAGACAGACAGCAUCGUUGACAGCAGCAGUUGCAGAACUGCCGAAUGAGAUAGAUAAUAGUAAAACAUUUGUAGACCGAACAGAUGAAUCAGCUAUGACCAAUGUGACACGCGUUAAUGGCGAGUCGAGUAAUCAGAUGAAUGCUAAUUUGAUAUCUGAACAGCCAGAUACAUUAUUCACAGAACAGGUGAGAGAACUAAUUUCAGAACAAUCGGCCGUGUUAAAUACGAAUAAAGUUGUGACACAGACAGGAGAAUCAAUCAAUGUGCAAUCGUCAGAAAUUGCUCCCGGCCAGCUAGGAAAAGGUAAUAUAAUUCAACAGUCAAACGAAUCAAUGAAGACACAUAAGACUGAAAACACAGAUCAACUGUUCGAGUCAAAAAUAUUAGAUGCGGAAAAAGUAACUGUUGAGAAGCAUACAACAACAAUUAGGUGAAUCGAUUAAAGAACAAA
Molecule: messenger RNA, 2238 nt
Organism: Dreissena polymorpha
Lineage: Eukaryota; Metazoa; Mollusca; Bivalvia; Myida; Dreissenidae
Exons: 1
Coding region: 155-2221 (688 amino acids)
Source: RefSeq, a predicted model, not a curated record